Molecule: messenger RNA, 678 nt
Organism: Pseudopodoces humilis (Tibetan ground-tit)
Lineage: Eukaryota; Metazoa; Chordata; Aves; Passeriformes; Paridae
Source: RefSeq, a predicted model, not a curated record
AUGCUGCCUGGGAGGCAUCAUCUCACUCAUUCCCUGGCUGUGCUUUCGUACGAGCGUUACUGCACCAUGACCAGAAGAACAGAGGCUGACACCACCAACUACAGGAAAACAUGGACAGGCAUCAUCCUGUCCUGGACAUACUCCUUGCUCUGGGCUCUUUCCCCUCUUUUUGGCUGGAGCAGCUAUGGGCCUGAAGGACCAGGGAUAACCUGCUCUGUGAACUGGCAUUCCAAGGAUGCCAACAACGCGUCCUACAUCAUCUGUCUUUUCAUCUUUUGCCUCGUAAUCCCUUUUGCCAUCAUUGUCUAUUCCUGUGGGAAGCUGCCCUGUGCUGUCAGACAGGUGACAGGGGCACAGGCUGUGAGCAGCAUGCACAGGGAGCAGCGCAUCCUGGUGAUGGUGAUGGUGGUGAUGGUGAUGAUGAUGGCGAUGAUGAUGGUGAUGGUGGUGUGCUUCCUCCUCUGCUGGCUGCCCUAGGCAGCUGUGACACUCAUGGCCACCUUUGGGCAGCCUGGCCUCAUCACCCCUGCAGCCAGCAUCGUCCCAGCCAUCCUUGCCAAGAGCAGCACCGUCUACAACCCCAUCAUCUACGUAUUUCUGAAGAAACAGCUCAGUGAAAUGCUCCCCUUCCUUCCUUCCUUUGGAUUCCAAGAGGGAAAAAAUAGCGAGGGGAGAUAA